Spirodela intermedia is the source of this 2613-nucleotide messenger RNA. NCBI's taxonomy places the organism in Eukaryota, Viridiplantae, Streptophyta, Magnoliopsida, Alismatales, Araceae. The record is from the annotation of a GenBank genome assembly.
AUGUCGGAGGUCGCGGCAGAUGCGUGGAAGAAGUAUCUCCAGCAAUUGCAGCUUCACCCUCUUAGGACGAAGGUGGUCGCCCUGCUUCUCCCUCCCCUCUUCUCCUGGCUUUGUGCUUCUGGUCGUGUGGCUGACGCUUUGGAUUGGUCGCCUCGCUUGAUUCGUGGUGUGUUUUGCGCUUGUCAGGCUAUAACGGCCGGGGUCCUGGCCGGCUGCAGCGACGCUAUUGCUCAGAAGAUCUCUGGGAUCAAGAAGCUCCAGUUGAGAAGGUUGCUGCUAAUCAUGGUAAUUUCUCCUCUUCUUCUUCUUCUUCUUCAACAAUUUCUCUAAAUUCGAGAUGGAUCGGUGUUCGGGAUUUUUCUGCGUCCUCCUCGCGUUAUCUCUUCCAAGAUGGCGGGAAAUAGGUUUUAUGUUCCCGAGCAUAUUUCUGUUCAAGGUUUAGAAAGUGGUUGACGAUCAUCUUCGAGUACGAUUGUCGAGGAAUCCGGCUUCGCGCUUCAUCGACCAUCUCCGGGUCAACACUCCUAUUUUUGUUUUGUUUUGUUUUGUUUUUUUAACCUCGAUAGAUAUCUCAAAUUCUUAAAUGAGAACAGAAAGUCGUCACUUAAAUUGAUGCACGGUUUGGCGCUCGGUCUUGCGGAAGUCUUUCUGGUCAAUUGCCAAAGAUGGACCAAGUAUCCUACCUGUAUUACCUGCCAAUAGGCGUUGGACUGUAAUAACUUCUUAUUUCUGUGAUCGAUUCCGAUGGGUCAGCCCAAGCAUUUAGUCAUACCUGUGGCGAAAGAGCACAAUCGAUCCAGUUGCACAGGUGGUUGACUCCCGUCUUUAAUCUGGUCUUCUUGGCAGUUCUAUGGCUUCGCUUAUGGGGGCCCUUUUGGGCAUUUUCUGCACAAGCUGAUGGACAUCAUUUUCAAGGGCAAAAAGGACAGCAAGACCAUCGCCAAGAAGGUGAGUACCAUUGAAAAAUACUCCCUAACCAUGAAUCAAAGAAAUGUGUACGCAGACAGAGAGCAUUAUUACUGAGUUUCAUCGACAUUUUUUCAACCAUGUUCCGACAUAACUGUGCUGACACAGUAUAUUCGCCCAGGUGUUGUUGGAGCAGCUGACUUCUUCACCUUGGAACAACAUGUUCUUCAUGAUGUACUAUGGCCUGGUUGUUGAAGGUAUGUAUUUUUAUGGUGCAGCCCAUGGAACUGUGAACAGAAAGAAGCACCUCCUUUUGAGCGCCAAAAGAUGCGCCGAUCUCUCACAUAAUUAACAUCAGAUACCUACCCCUAUCUUGCAAAGUUAAUCCGUUAUUUUUCUCCUAAUGUGGGACACUCGGAAAGGACAUGUGGGAUCCGCUGCGUUUAAUCUUCAAUAGCAUUUUCGUUUUAUCUUUAACUCAGUGUGAGUCUAUGAAUAAUAGUAGUUUUAUUCAUUGGCGUAUCGUUUAUGUCUCUUCAGUUUUACAAGCUAAUUGCCUAAAGUGCCCCCCUGAAGGUGGUAGAAAUAACAUUUAGGAAGAGAAGAUGGUUGUGUGGUUCAGAAAGAAUCAUUCACUCGAAUGUAUAAACUACGUUAGGGGGUUCCUAAUGUCUUCAGUGACGCCAUCUUGCUGAUUUUCUUGCUUUUUGCCCCCCCUGAAGCCUCCUUCUCUGUAAUUACUGUGUUUUGAGUAUCAGCUCAAGAUGGUAGGAAGUCAAACCCCUAUCUGUUGUUUUCUUUUUAAAUGCGGCUCUCGUUAAUAUUUCCAUUAUUUUUUUUGUCUUGGGUCAAUGGCUGGGGCUGACAAUGAAUAUGGUGCAAAAUCUAAGAUUUUCCCCUGUAAUGUGUUUCUGUCUAUGAUAAAUUUUUUUUCUAAAUAGAGGGAAUAUAACAAGCAGAAAAAUACAUUAUCCUGGAUAUUUUGCCUUAAAGAAGGGUGCAUGUACCUACUAACUAGUUGACAAGAACCUUGGCCUGCUUUGAGAAAUAUUUAUUUUUUCUACUAUUUGAUUCCGUAUAAAAAAGCUGAUAUAUUCAUCCGGGACUUUAAAAAGAUUCUGAAUCCACUGCCGUGCGUGAAUGGCAGGAAGACCGUGGGGUUUAGUCAGGAGCAAGGUCAGAAAAGACUAUCCAUCGAUUCAGCUGACCGCAUGGAAGGUAUAGACCCAUUAUUUUCUCAUCUUGGUCCCACAGUUGAAGAAGCUUAUAAAAACCUCUCUGGUGAUGAUCUUCCCUGACUUUACAGUUCUGGCCCAUAGUUGGCUGGGUCAACUACCAGUACAUGCCCCUGCAGUUCCGCGUGGUCUUCCACAGCUUCGUCGCGUCGUGCUGGUCUGUUUCUCCCCCACCCACCCCGACCUUCACUCUUCUUAGCUCCAUUUUAUUUAUUUAUUUAUUUAUAGUAAUUAAUCAUUCACAAUUCAUUCAUCUUAGUCAAUAAUCUCGGCAUCGUGCCAAUAAUUCGUGUGUUUAAAGACGAUAAUCGAGAGCAAUUCAGCAUAAAUAGGGCUAAAACGUUACAGAAGGAUGAACCCAACCGUGCAUUCACCCACCAGUUCAUGGCUAACUCAGCCGCUGCUUGAUCGAAUGUUCAGGGCCAUCUUCCUCAAUCUCAAAGCGCGUUCGACUGCGAUCAAGCGGGCGUGA